AUCGACGGGACGUCAUCGGUCGUCAGAUCUCCCGUACAUAGUCAAGCCAUUUCGACAUGGACAGUCACGGCGCAGCUCGCACUUCUCGAACCGCCCGAACUGAAGAACAACGACAGCAAGAUCUCGACAAGAUAAAAAAGUACCACGAACUUGAAGAAUCUAUCCGCACUCGUGCCUCCACUGAAAACUACGACACCACCCUCUUCCAACUCACUUCUAAACUACUCCGUCUAAAUCCCGAAUAUUAUACGAUAUGGAACGUCCGUCGCCGCUGUCUAAUCUCUGGAUUAUUAUCAAGACCCUCGGAUGGGUCAUCGCCCUCGAAGGAGUCACCGAAUACUUCUCGGAGCGCCACUAUGAAUCCAUCUUCAGAAUACUCCUUACCACCAUCCUCGGAUGCGAUCCCGCAACGCCGAGGCUCCCCGACAGCUGGGAAGAGUGGUACUACAGUUGACGGCGAGGAAGAGAAGACUACGAAUUCGGACGUCGAAGUCAUAAAGUCCGAACUUGCAUUCACCAUCCCGCUUCUUCUCGAAUUUCCUAAGUGCUACUGGAUUUGGAAGUAUCGUAAAUGGCUUCUCGAGCAAGCUAUCGUACGACUACCCACCACGGCCGCCCGCAAGAUCUGGGAGGCCGAACUUGCUCUGGCAUCUAAGAUGUUGACUAAAGAUCGACGCAAUUUCCACGCAUGGGGCUACAGGCGGUACGUAGUAGCCGCGCUGGAGAGCCCUUCCCUCGGUGGACAGAGCAUGGUCGAAGACGAGUUCGCCUACACCACCGGGAAGAUCUCCGCCGACCUAUCUAAUUUCUCGGCCUGGCAUAAUCGGAGCCAGCUCAUGCUACGUCUUUUGGAGGAACGAGGCGCGGACGACGCGGCAAGGAAGGCAUUCCUCGAGGAAGAGCUCAGCUUUGUCCGAGACGCUCUCAACGUCGGCCCGGAAGACCAGAGCCUAUGGUACUACCACCAAUAUAUGGUGUCGCAGAUCGUCAACCACGCCAGCGAACAUGCCAUAGCGCCAGCUCUGACGAUUGGCGAGAGGGUAGCCUACGUGAAGGAGGAGAUUGAACAGAUAAAGGACCUGCUGGAGGAUUACGAUGACGUGAAAUGGAUUUACGAGUCUCUGCUCGAGUAUACCAUCGCCUUAAAACGGCUCGGAGAACAAGGGAACGAAGAUAUCCAGAUCGAAGACCCUAGCAAGUGGCUAGCGAAAGUCCGAUCACUAGACCCGAUGCGAGCAGGGAGAUGGAACGACGUAGAGAAGCAGUUGGCACAUAUUAGCAUUAGAUAAUAUGAAUGACAAAUGCUACCCGACUUUCCACGACUUUCUAGUCGCCUCUAAUAGUUCUAACUCGAUAUCAUACAGGUAUCGUUCCGUUGCAUUUACCCACGACUAGGCUCGCACCCGCUCCGACCAAGCCGUCGAAGUACGCGAGCAGAGUCUCUGCGGGUAUCAUAUCGAGCAAUCCGAGGGUGGGAUUCGAAGACUUUAGCGUUUUCCCUCCGAACAGGACUCUUAU
Molecule: messenger RNA, 1518 nt
Organism: Annulohypoxylon truncatum
Lineage: Eukaryota; Fungi; Ascomycota; Sordariomycetes; Xylariales; Hypoxylaceae
Product: protein prenylyltransferase
Exons: 3
Coding region: 57-1289 (410 amino acids)
Biological process (GO): protein geranylgeranylation
Cellular component (GO): Rab-protein geranylgeranyltransferase complex; cytoplasm
Molecular function (GO): Rab geranylgeranyltransferase activity
Source: RefSeq, a predicted model, not a curated record